Molecule: messenger RNA, 1355 nt
Organism: Eruca vesicaria subsp. sativa (arugula)
Lineage: Eukaryota; Viridiplantae; Streptophyta; Magnoliopsida; Brassicales; Brassicaceae
Source: the annotation of a GenBank genome assembly
UCAGGUUCUCAAUCUUUCCUUUCACAUAUUCCUCAUCUUGCUUUAUCUUCUUCCAAGCAAACAUCUCGAAAUACAAAAAAAAAAAAAAAAUGGAGACCAAAACCUCGCUCGAAAUCGAUCCUUAUAUGGAGCGCAAAGCUUUCGACGAGACGAAAGAAGGAGUAAAGGGCCUGGUUGACGCUAAAAUCACUGAAGUCCCACGUAUCUUCCACGCCCCCAAAGAUUCCUUGACCGACAAGAAACCCUCUGUUUCAGACCUAGAGAUCCCUACCAUCGACUUUGCAAGCCUCCACGUGGACACAUCGUCACGUGAAGCCGUCGUAGAGAAGGUUAAAUACGCGGCGGAGAAGUGGGGAUUCUUCCAGGUGAUCAACCAUGGUGUUCCUUUGAACGUUCUUGAAGAGAUUCAAGAUGCAGUUCGUAGGUUUCACGAGGAAGAUCCUGAGGUCAAGAAACGAUAUUUCUCGCGUGAUCUCGCCAACAGAAAAUUUGUCUACAAUAGUAACUUCGAUCUAUACAGUUCCUCGCCAUCUGUUAACUGGAGAGAUACUUUCGCUUGUUUCAUAGCUCCAGAUCCUCCCUCUCCUGAAGAACUCCCAGUGACUUGCAGGGAUGCAAUGUUUGAAUACUCAAAACAUGUGAUGAGUUUAGGUUGUUUACUCUUUGAGCUUCUCUCAGAAGCACUAGGUUUGGAAUCUGAUACCCUUAAGAGCAAGGAGUGCUUGAAGACUUUGUUUAUGGUCUGCCAUUAUUACCCACCUUGUCCACAACCUGACCUAACUUUGGGGAUAAGUAAACACUCAGACAACUCCUUCCUCACGGUUCUUCUUCAAGACAACAUCGGUGGUCUACAAAUUCUUCAUCAAGACUCUUGGGUUGAUGUGGCUCCUCUUCCUGGAGCUCUCAUCAUCAACAUUGGAGAUUUCUUGCAGCUGAUAACAAACGACAAGUUUGUAAGUGUGGAGCAUAGGGUGCUUGCGAAUAGACAAGGGCCAAGGAUUUCAGUUGCAAGCUUUUUUAGCUCAAGUAAACAUGCCAACUCCACAGUUUAUGGACCAAUGAAAGAGCUCGUGUCUGAAGAAAACCCUCCAAAAUACAGAGACAUAACCAUAAAAGAAUACACAGAUGGAUACUUUGAGAAAGGUCUGGAUGGAACAUCGUAUCUCUUGAAUUUCAGGAUAUGAUAACAAAACUGCAGAAAAAGAUAUUUAUGUUGUUUCUUAGCAUCAGUUACUCUUUUCUUGGAUCUGCAUAAUUAAUCUAGUGUACCAAAUAGUGUGAGUGUGCGGAUGUAUCAGACUCUAUGUGUGGAUCUUUCUACUUUCGUUAUAUUAAUAAGACUAUACAUAAGUGGA